AUGGAUCUUUACUACAACUCGACGUUACCUCCAGACGACAUCACCAUCAUCGGCCAAGUCUUCAGCGACGAUUACGACGACGACAUCGAAGAGGUGGUUGGAUCUUCGUACAGCGUCCCCCUCCUCGUCGCCUACAUCAUGUUCGCCCUCUUUGGAUGUAUUGGGAAUAUUCUCGUCAUCGGCGCCGUGUUCGUUCACCAUAAACUUCGUGUGCUUAGUAACACCUUCUUGGUCAACCUGGCGGUCGCCGACCUCAGCGUGUCAGCGGUCAUCAACGGAUUCGGUAUACUUGGUCUCGUCAAUGUCCGGUUCUUCGAAGACAAGCCAGCGCUCUGCGAAAUCAUCGGCAUUGUUUGCGUAACAAGUUGUUGUGGAUCACUAUGGAGCUUAGCCAGCAUCGCCAUCAACCGGUACAUCGCCAUCUGCCACCGAGACCUCUACCGGCGCAUCUACACCAGGCGGACCAUGCCCCUCCACCUCCUCCUCAUCUGGACCGUGUGUUUCCUGGCCGACAUCCCCAACCUCUUCGGCAUGGGCGACCACGAGUUCGACCCCGUCCUCUUGGUUUGCACCUUCGACUACCGCGAGUCGUACAACUACAAUAUUUUCCUGUUUAUCCUGGCUUUCUGCCUCCCCAUGGUGUUCAUCUCGUGGAGUUACGUGCGGAUCUUCACCUACGCCAAGGGUAUCUCAAGAGAGUUACGCAACCUCCAAAUCGACAAGGACGACGAGAAGAACAACAAGAAGCAAUACAAGAUCCGUGUGACGGAUCGUCGUCUGCUUCGUACCAUCAUGAUGCUCGUCAUCUUCUUCAGCCUCAUGUGGGCCCCGUUCUCGCUCAUCGUGGUCAUUGACCGCGACACCUCUUUCCCGGCCCUGGUCUACAUCCUGGCUGCCAGCCUCUCACAUACCAACUCCAGCAUCAACUGGCUUCUCUACUGCGCCACUAAUAAGAAUUUCCGCGAGGGAUACAGGACCUUCAUCUGUAAGAUAUGCCUGUGUGGAUUGGUGAAGACCAAGAAGAACUUCAGUAUAGACAUGGGCAAGAUCAUGUUCAACCGGAGAACGGCCAACGAAUCGAUGUCCAGAGAUACGUCUCGAACAGGAGGUCAACGAACCACCGAAGACCAACUCUAA
Molecule: messenger RNA, 1137 nt
Organism: Strongylocentrotus purpuratus (purple sea urchin)
Lineage: Eukaryota; Metazoa; Echinodermata; Echinoidea; Camarodonta; Strongylocentrotidae
Product: melatonin receptor type 1A-like
Exons: 4
Coding region: 1-1137 (378 amino acids)
Biological process (GO): G protein-coupled receptor signaling pathway
Cellular component (GO): membrane
Molecular function (GO): G protein-coupled receptor activity
Source: RefSeq, a predicted model, not a curated record